GUAAAUAAUGGGUUUUGCAGGUGCCACUUUUGGAGCUAGCCACGAGCCCACGACAAACAUAUCUGAGGAGCAGAGGAACUGGCUAGUGGUUAACCUAUGGGAUGUUGAUCGAGGAUGGAAACUUGAGGAAUUUGAGGAUUUGCUACCAACAUUAGUCACUCCCCGAAAUCAAUCUGAUCUCUGUUAAUUGUUCCUUGUUCUAAGAAUCAAGGGCCGGCAAACAUCAACUCACUCUCCGAACAAUGGCGCCCAAAGAAAGCAUUGACCUCGGACGAGCCGACGAUCUCCAAUCCCCUUUCCCCAUCCCGAUGACCCCAAAUCUCAACCCACAACGUUGUCGACCCAGUCCUUUUCCCAUUCCAAGACGAUUUGGCUUUCUCACCGGCCGGUGAUUUGGCUCUUCAGUUUCGCGAUCUGGGAUUUUCGGCCGAGUAAGGUCGCGAUAGAGAUAGGGAUGUGCAGCCGGAUGAUUUCAGAUACGGUACUCGAUGGAGUAAGGCUCUUCGUUGCCUUUUUCUUCCGGUACUCGACGGCGGCUAGGGAUGCGAAGCCGGAUGAUUUCAGAUCCGUUGCUCUUUCUUAUCCGGCAAUGAAGCGGAGAAGCGGCGGGAGGCGACUAGUGGCGAUGACAACUAUCCAAAAGAAGUGGGCCUUCAAUUCUGUGGCUAAGAGAAGUGGGCAAUCCGCUCAUCCCCUGCAAAUCUCCAAAAGGUAGAGGUGGUGGGGUGAAAUCGGCCGGAGGCGACGAGGUUGCGACUUGCGAGGGAGACGAGGAUGCAACUUGCUCCUCUCAAGUGCGAUCUCCGGACUCUAAAGUACUUCCGCUAGCUAUCGACAUCGUCAAACUGUCUUGUAAUUAGGAUUUCGCUAGUGAAUUGUUUCGAAUUUGGGAUUGUCUCCUUGGGUUGCUCGGAGAUUCGGCUGCCGGCGGAUCAUCUCCCCCAUAGGGCUGAAUGCGGUCUUGUCGGUUACAAUCAUGAACGGGGUGGCGGUUACGCAUCUUGGCCGACGGUUCAGAUGAGUAUUCCUUUAUCAUUUAUUUUUUUCUUUAUUUCUUUCCCUUAAUAAUUAUCCUUCAUACUUUAUUUGUUUUUAAUUAUUCUUUCCAAUUUUUUUAAUUUUUCUCGUAUGUAUCUAUUGCCUUCUUUUUAAAUUUAUAUACUUGCAAAUUGUUAGGUCCACCGAAAUUUAGGUUGCAUCUUUUAUUAAAAAAAAUGUUUAGGUGUGUAUCGAGUGGUGCCGGUUAUCUAGGGUUUCUGGAUGACCUGGUAUUCUAUUUCAAGGGUGAAUUGCUGCCUUGUGUCUAUGUUGACUUGUUGGCUCUUUGGCCUGGAUUGUCUUAGUAGGGACCUUUGUUUGCUCACUUUGCAGGUGAAGAUUCAAUUGCACAAUAGUCGAUCGGUGGCGGCUGUCUUGUCCACUGGGUGGCCUUUUGAUGAGAUUUGAUGGAGCACUUGGAAAUGACACCCCUGAUGUUGAAGGAACCCUUUGAACACUAUUAAUAUUUAGUUUGAUGGUGCGGUCAAGCAUAGUCACGAAUGUAGUAUUGGCUUUAUGGGUUUCCAAUCGUCAGGUAAUAUUUUCUUUGCUUUCGGAAAGUGUUAUGAAGGAUUGCAAGAUCCAUUUGUUAUACUGGAGGCCAUACAGUGGUGCUUGACACAUUCCUUUGUCUCUGUCAAAUUUCAUGGGAUUCACAACAAUUGAUACGGCGGGAUGGUGGGAGGCGACUUAGCACAUGAUCGGGGUGGAGCUCUAUUUGAGGAUACUCGGAGCUUAGUUUCUCACUUCAGCCGGAUUUAUUACUGCUUUGUUUCUCGUCGACUAAAUAGGACUGCCCAUCAUGUGGCACAAAAGGCCCUCUCAUCGGGAGUUCGACUAUUGGUCGACUCCCGCGUUUUUCUUUCUUCCACUUUGUGACUAUCUUUUCAACACUAACUUUGCACACAAAAAAAAAUAAUGGUAUCUCAUCUCACCAAUUACCAACACGCGUGAAACUUUUCUGCAUUAAUUAAGAAAUGCGAAGGAGCAGG
Molecule: messenger RNA, 2030 nt
Organism: Linum trigynum
Lineage: Eukaryota; Viridiplantae; Streptophyta; Magnoliopsida; Malpighiales; Linaceae
Source: the annotation of a GenBank genome assembly